Messenger RNA from Schistosoma haematobium, 5107 nucleotides. RefSeq lists its product as uncharacterized. The coding region runs from base 144 to 764 and encodes 206 amino acids. The record is from RefSeq and is a predicted model, not a curated record. Lineage: Eukaryota; Metazoa; Platyhelminthes; Trematoda; Strigeidida; Schistosomatidae. The transcript has a single exon.
UCUUUUUUGAUUUUCUUUUUGUUUCCUGAGCCCACGCCCUCGACCAUCUCCGUUUGGUUCCGUCGACUUCAGUCAACUUUGGCGAAAGCUGGAUUGGCCACCCACGCUCUUGUCAACGCACUCAGUCGAUAUAUUGGUUUCGAAUGCUUGGCAUACGCUUGGUCUCGAACUUGGUCGUUAUGGUCGCUUCUGGUUCAUCGGCUCAACGUGGUUUCGUCCUACGUCUGCAGCGUUUCUGGUGCGCACUCCUACGAACGCCCUCUUCAGAUUCUGGAUACAAACCACUCUGGUGUAGCAUGCCAACUCAAGCAAUAAAUACAACACAUCGCUCCUGGUACCGUUCUCCGAAAACGACCUUCGUUGGCAACUCGACGAUUAACGAUCGCUUUCCUGUUCGCCAAUUCUUCCGUCCUACAAUCGCUCGUCAGCCGAUCAGUCCCACGAUUCAAACCGCUAUUUAUCGAAAGUGUAAACCCUUUCUAGCGGGGGCUCCUGUAGUGACUCACGUUUAUCACGAGAACACGACUGGUUUAAUAAAAACAAUUAUUAUUAUAACCAACUGUACCAGUGUUUGUUUUAACGUGCUUUUGUUUGACUGUGCUAAUGACAGCUAUUUUGUGCUUCCGUUCUUUUACACACACUUCGAUUGUAACUUCGCGCGAAUUCGGUUACCUUCUGUAACCAAGCUUGUAUCCUGGCACGAUCUCGGUAUCCUUUCGAUGCCACGAGAUCGCCAGCAAAUAAACAUCGACUUGGUCCAUUAAUUGCCUUCUGGUAUUUGGCUUCUCGGGGAUUUUAUGGAGUCAUUUGGAACGAGCUUCUUACGCCUUCUGAUCUAUUUGGCACGUGUUUCUUGGUAGCGGUGUUCAUAGUUAAUCUCAACUCGACGCCACGCUACAAUUGGUGAUCCCAAAGUUUGGGACACGCGACAAUUGGUGACCCGUAUUUUGGAACACGCCUCUGCUUCUGGUCAAAUCUUCCAAAGAAGCCAAUUCGGUGAGUCUAUGAUUUAUCUAUCCACGUCUGUCGUAUAUUUUCAUAUUUAAUAUAUAAUAUACUCGACAUGACGGAUAACGAUAAGAAUAGUAUUAAUAUAAUAGACUCCCAUUUAUGUGUACCGAACUCUUGUUACUUUUUAUUCGCGUGACGAUGAAUUCCACGCUUUAUUCGAGAAAUUUUCCCCAUUAACUAUUCUCCUCGCUGACCCGGCUGCUUGGUACGGAAUGCAUUCGCAUACGCAUUAACGUCUACCUCCCAGCAUCAAAUGGUUAAGUUGAACGGUUUCAUUGCCAACUUAAAAGUGCUCUACGAGCACACGAGAACGACAACUGGUAUGAAACCUUAUCGCUCGUCCCCUUAGGUAUUCGAACGAGCUUGAAGGCAGAUAUACAAUGUUCCGCCGCUGAACUGGUAUACGGCACGACAUUGCGUCUGCCCGGAGAAUUCACACCACGGAGCAGACCUAAUUUCGGUAAAUCAGACUACGUCCAUCGACUGUCUGCAUUUAUGCGAACGCUGUCUCCGGUGUCAACUCGAAUACAACAUCGACAGGUCGCUCUCUCUCGAGAGUUAUCUACCUGUUCACAUGUCUUUGUACGAGUAGAUUCGGUACGCAAACCUUUGCAACAACCUUACGAAGGCCCUUUUCGCGUGAUCGCUCGUCACGAAAAGACCUUCAAGGUUGAUCGACACGGCCGCGUCGAGAUCGUCAGCAUUGAUCGUCUCAAACCAGCACACGUCGAUGACAGUGCCCUAUCUGAUAACCUGAGAUUCAAUGCUAGACCAAGCAAACCUACUAGCGGGAUCCUCAAACCAUCUUCAGGUCCCACGCUAGAUACACCUGAGACCUCACUCUCACGUCCCAGUCAACAGCACGCGUCAUCUGCACCGUCUACGGACGAGACGACAGUCUCACGUCCAGAUCAGCAGACCACGCCGCCCUUGACUUCGGAUGAGAUUGCAGGCUCACGCGACGCGAACGAGACUGCCGUCUCACGUUCCGGUCGCCGAGUACGUUUACCCGUACGCUUCCUCGACUAGUCGCACAGUCGACAACCGAUACGGUGUAGGAAUAUUCCUAUGCUACUUGCAUGCUACACUCUUCUCUUUUUGAUUUUCUUUUUGUUUCCUGAGCCCACGCCCUCGACCAUCUCCGUUUGGUUCCGUCGACUUCAGUCAACUUUGGCGAAAGCUGGAUUGGCCACCCACGCUCUUGUCAACGCACUCAGUCGAUAUAUUGGUUUCGAAUGCUUGGCAUACGCUUGGUCUCGAACUUGGUCGUUAUGGUCGCUUCUGGUUCAUCGGCUCAACGUGGUUUCGUCCUACGUCUGCAGCGUUUCUGGUGCGCACUCCUACGAACGCCCUCUUCAGAUUCUGGAUACAAACCACUCUGGUGUAGCAUGCCAACUCAAGCAAUAAAUACAACACAUCGCUCCUGGUACCGUUCUCCGAAAACGACCUUCGUUGGCAACUCGACGAUUAACGAUCGCUUUCCUGUUCGCCAAUUCUUCCGUCCUACAAUCGCUCGUCAGCCGAUCAGUCCCACGAUUCAAACCGCUAUUUAUCGAAAGUGUAAACCCUUUCUAGCGGGGGCUCCUGUAGUGACUCACGUUUAUCACGAGAACACGACUGGUUUAAUAAAAACAAUUAUUAUUAUAACCAACUGUACCAGUGUUUGUUUUAACGUGCUUUUGUUUGACUGUGCUAAUGACAGCUAUUUUGUGCUUCCGUUCUUUUACACACUUCGAUUGUAACUUCGCGCGAAUUCGGUUACCUUCUGUAACCAAGCUUGUAUCCUGGCACGAUCUCGGUAUCCUUUCGAUGCCACGAGAUCGCCAGCAAAUAAACAUCGACUUGGUCCAUUAAUUGCCUUCUGGUAUUUGGCUUCUCGGGGAUUUUAUGGAGUCAUUUGGAACGAGCUUCUUACGCCUUCUGAUCUAUUUGGCACGUGUUUCUUGGUAGCGGUGUUCAUAGUUAAUCUCAACUCGACGCCACGCUACAAUUGGUGAUCCCAAAGUUUGGGACACGCGACAAUUGGUGACCCGUAUUUUGGAACACGCCUCUGCUUCUGGUCAAAUCUUCCAAAGAAGCCAAUUCGGUGAGUCUAUGAUUUAUCUAUCCACGUCUGUCGUAUAUUUUCAUAUUUAAUAUAUAAUAUACUCGACAUGACGGAUAACGAUAAGAAUAGUAUUAAUAUAAUAGACUCCCAUUUAUGUGUACCGAACUCUUGUUACUUUUUAUUCGCGUGACGAUGAAUUCCACGCUUUAUUCGAGAAAUUUUCCCCUAUUAACUAUUCUCCUCGCUGACCCGGCUGCUUGGUACGGAAUGCAUUCGCAUACGCAUUAACGUCUACCUCCCAGCAUCAAAUGGUUAAGUUGAACGGUUUCAUUGCCAACUUAAAAGUGCUCUACGAGCACACGAGAACGACAACUGGUAUGAAACCUUAUCGCUCGUCCCCUUAGGUAUUCGAACGAGCUUGAAGGCAGAUAUACAAUGUUCCGCCGCUGAACUGGUAUACGGCACGACAUUGCGUCUGCCCGGAGAAUUCACACCACGGAGCAGACCUAAUUUCGGUAAAUCAGACUACGUCCGUCGACUGUCUGCAUUUAUGCGAACGCUGUCUCCGGUGUCAACUCGAAUACAACAUCGACAGGUCGCUCUCUCUCGAGAGUUAUCUACCUGUUCACAUGUCUUUGUACGAGUAGAUUCGGUACGCAAACCUUUGCAACAACCUUACGAAGGCCCUUUUCGCGUGAUCGCUCGUCACGAAAAGACCUUCAAGGUUGAUCGACACGGCCGCGUCGAGAUCGUCAGCAUUGAUCGUCUCAAACCAGCACACGUCGAUGACAGUGCCCUAUCUGAUAACCUGAGAUUCAAUGCUAGACCAAGCAAACCUACUAGCGCGAUCCUCAAACCAUCUUCAGGUCCCACGCUAGAUACACCUGAGACCUCACUCUCACGUCCCAGUCAACAGCACGCGUCAUCUGCACCGUCUACGGACGAGACGACAGUCUCACGUCCAGAUCAGCAGACCACGCCGCCCUUGACUUCGGAUGAGAUUGCAGGCUCACGCGACGCGAACGAGACUGCCGUCUCACGUUCCGGUCGCCGAGUACGUUUACCCGUACGCUUCCUCGACUAGUCGCACAGUCGACAACCGAUACGGUGUAGGAAUAUUCCUAUGCUACUUGCAUGCUACACUCUUCUCUUUUUUGAUUUUCUUUUUGUUUCCUGAGCCCACGCCCUCGACCAUCUCCGUUUGGUUCCGUCGACUUCAGUCAACUUUGGCGAAAGCUGAAUUGGCCACCCACGCUCUUGUCAACGCACUCAGUCGAUAUAUUGGUUUCGAAUGCUUGGCAUACGCUUGGUCUCGAACUUGGCCGUCAUGGUCGCUUCUGGUUCAUCGGCUCAACGUGGUUUCGUCCUACGUCUGCAGCGUUUCUGGUGCGCACUCCUACGAACGCCCUCUUCAGAUUCUGGAUACAAACCACUCUGGUGUAGCAUGCCAACUCAAGCAAUAAAUACAACACAUCGCUCCUGGUACCGUUCUCCGAAAACGACCUUCGUUGGCAACUCGACGAUUAACGAUCGCUUUCCUGUUCGCCAAUUCUUCCGUCCUACAAUCGCUCGUCAGCCGAUCAGUCCCACGAUUCAAACCGCUAUUUAUCGAAAGUGUAAACCCUUUCUAGCGGGGGCUCCUGUAGUGACUCACGUUUAUCACGAGAACACGACUGGUUUAAUAAAAACAAUUAUUAUUAUAACCAACUGUACCAGUGUUUGUUUUAACGUGCUUUUGUUUGACUGUGCUAAUGACAGCUAUUUUGUGCUUCCGUUCUUUUUACACACACUUCGAUUGUAACUUCGCGCGAAUUCGGUUACCUUCUGUAACCAAGCUUGUAUCCUGGCACGAUCUCGGUAUCCUUUCGAUGCCACGAGAUCGCCAGCAAAUAAACAUCGACUUGGUCCAUUAAUUGCCUUCUGGUAUUUGGCUUCUCGGGGAUUUUAUGGAGUCAUUUGGAACGAGCUUCUUACGCCUUCUGAUCUAUUUGGCACGUGUUUCUUGGUAGCGGUGUUCAUAGUUAAUCUCAACUCGACGCCACGCUACAA